Molecule: messenger RNA, 1914 nt
Organism: Sodiomyces alkalinus F11
Lineage: Eukaryota; Fungi; Ascomycota; Sordariomycetes; Glomerellales; Plectosphaerellaceae
Exons: 9
Coding region: 1-1422 (473 amino acids)
Cellular component (GO): ribonucleoprotein complex; cytoplasm; nucleus
Molecular function (GO): mRNA binding
Source: RefSeq, a predicted model, not a curated record
AUGCCUCACCUCGUCGAAUCUGUGUCAUCCGUCAACGCAAGCCCCUCGGACGGUUCCUUUCACCAGGUCCAAGUUCGUCGCACGUCAUCCUUUCAAGCCGAAACAGCUUUCGCAUCACCACAACGCCGCCACUCUCCAUCCACACCACAUCAAACGCCCAAAAUGUCUGCCGUAGUGGAGAAAGUCACUGACGCCGUUCAUGACGUUACCAAUGCUCUGAGCAAUACUGCCAUCAACGACAAGGCCAACGAGUCCAAACCUGCCGCUAACAACGAGGCUGUUCUGGCUAGCGCUGCGGAGGGCCGACGACUCUACAUCGGCAACCUGGCCUAUGCGACAACUGAGGGGGAACUGAAGGAAUUCUUCAAGGGAUACCUUGUCAGCUUCACCCUCGACUGGGUCAAACUUGGACUUUUGUCCAGACGAGUCCAGCUGUCAACCGUCGUCCCUACCCCGACCUUUCUCGGUGCCGAGAUAUUUGAUGGAUACUACUCGUCUGCAGAGCUGGUAGUCGUGCGACCCGAUGAGGCUGAAUCCGUCUCCAUCCCGAAGAAUCCUCGCACCGACCGACCCGUCGGUUACGCCUUCGUUGACCUCUCCACCCCUACCGAGGCCGAACGCGCAAUUUCCGAGCUUUCGGGAAAGGAAGUUCUCGAGCGUAAGGUGUCCGUCCAACUUGCUCGCAAGCCGGAGCCCGCUGGAGAGAAGACAGAAGGCGGAAACGGAGAGGGUGGUGAGGAGGGCCACCGACGCCGCUCAUCUGGCCGCGGUCGAGGCCGUGGUCGUGGUGGCCGCGGCGCCCGAGGUGGACGCGAUGCAAAGGAUGAGGGAGCUACCGAUUCGGCUGCUGCUCCUGAAAAUGCUGCCCAGGCCACCGACGAAGGGCAAGCAUUGGCCGAUGUCGCCAAUAAAGACGCUUCUGACAAGGCCAAGAAAUCCAACCAGGCUCGUCCUCCCCGUGAGCGGCGCGAGCGCGGUCCUCCUGCAGACGGCAUCGCCUCCAAGACUAAGGUUAUGGUGGCUAACUUGCCCUAUGACCUGACCGAGGAGAAGCUGAAGGAACUUUUCCAGGCGUACCAACCGUCUUCGGCCAAGAUUGCCCUGCGGCCCAUUCCCCGUUUUAUGAUCAAGAAGCUGCAAGCGCGCGGCGAGCCUCGCAAGGGACGUGGCUUCGGAUUCGUCACUCUUGCUUCGGAGGAAAUGCAGCAGAAGGCUGUACAGGAGAUGAACGGGAAGGAGAUUGAGGGACGGGAGAUUGCUGUGAAGGUUGCUAUCGACAGCCCCGACAAGACCGACGACGAUGCCCACGCACCGGAGGAAAAGGCCAACGGCGCUGAUGCUGCUGGCCCGGCUGACGCCCCUGCCGCCACUCCUUCCGCCGAUGCCCCCACCGAGACACCCACCGCCACCACCACCGCCUAGGUUGGUGGGUUCGUUUACGGCUGCCACGUGGUCGGAACCGAGCUAAGGUGCUCUCCUUUGAUGCCUUGACCUCGAACGAAUUAAUCAUGAUACGGCAUUGAUUCGACGAUUUCAUUUUAAUUUUAAGUGUAGGGGUUCGGAAAACCAACAGAGCAGAGGCAUGCACGCACGGGCGGCGGUUAUCGUCUCGUAGGAAAGAUAUAAUAUUUCGACGGGGCUUGCUUGCUCAGCGCCCUGUGCUAGCUAGGACAACGGGUAGUAGUUCUUUAGCGUUGCUAUCUGGACCACAGAACCCGCAAUCCUUGGCACGACUUUGACCCAUUUCAUGCCGCUCAUCAUUGUAUCUGUCACGUCCCUUUUUUCCCUUCUGCUACCCGGACCGGCCCGGUUGUACAUUAAAUUUGUUUUAGUUUCUGAUGGGUAGGCUUAUAUCAUGAGUUGAGAAAGAAAUAAUCGGAAUUCUGGCAAUGCUAUUGCUUUCCUACCUACCUG